UUUAAUAUCUAGCUUGAGGUCCAUAAUGCAUAAUCUCCCACUUCUGUGAAUUUUUUUUAAUGACUUUCUACCAAUUACUUAUCUUCCACAAAUAAAGCCAAUUUGACAUAGGGCGAUGAUAUAUAGAAGAACUCUAGCUUAUUUAUUGACCUAUAGCUUCAUUGUCGACUUGUCGGUUUGUAGAACACUUGACAGAGACUGAUCAGUCUCAACUGUUUCAUCGUCUUAACUUCCACAAUUUUAGGAACGAAGGCAAUUUAUGUACGAUUAAAGCUAUGGAAAAGGCAUGCUAAGCGGGAAAAUGCUAGUAUAGCUUUCAUCACCUCAUUAACUAUCGUGCCCCAAUAAGAUAUGUCUGUUAUGUCGCGCGAGGUUUUUCUUGUCGCCAAUAUGUUGGAAGUUGAUAAAAGGUAUUAAAAAACAUUCCAUUCUCUUGCUUGCAAGUUUUCAACUAUUUAUUGUUUGUGACAGCUGAAGUCAAAUUAAAGAAGUUGAAGGCCUGCAGAUGGAGAAAGAUGGCCAGUGGUUCAGAGUUCCCAUCGUUCCAGGUGAAUGAAGAGCGCCCAUUAAUUGCUGUUCGAGAUGGUGAAAUCACGAAGAAAGUCUGCAACUCCGUUACUACCAGAGUGGGAAGAGAAUCAUUUCAAGUGUUUGUCGAUAAAGUCUGAAACUUUCCAGCUUUCUGAACUUACUCUGUUCUGGGUUCUUCAGUUUCUGUUAUCAGUCUGAAGUUUUAUAUCAUGUUCUCCAUUUAUAUGAAGAAUAUGAAAAGCUUUCUGUUCCAUGGCAAAAUCUGAGCUCAGGUUCUACUGAAUCAAUGUACGAACCAACAAAGGAACCACUCCACCGAUCAGUCAGCUGAUCUCGGAGGUCGCCAUUGAAACCAUCGUUGUCCACGCUAAGAAAUCUCUCUCGGGCAUUUCAUCAAACACCUUGUCCGAAUCUCUGUCCAAAUCAAGGUAAAGAUAAGAAUAACACCUCACCUUGUCAGUUCCUUGCAUGAUUUCAUCCUUGUUGUAACAACCACCAGAAUUGCAUGCAUGUUCUAUACGUGUAUUCUGAAUCCUUCAGAACCCUAGCACCCCUUUUAGCCCAUUUGUCAGUCUUACAUGCAAAACCUGAAACUGCCCCUUAUUGCCUUAUCCACAUCCCUCUAUAAAAGCCAAACCAAACCCAUUUCCAUUCAUGCAAAACAUUCAUAAUCAGCUAAUUAAGCACAUCAACCAUGGAAGCUGUGAAAGAAAUUCCCAUCAGUGGCAGGAACCCAGAAGCCAAAUACAUCCGUGAAGGCCACCAUGAACACCCUUCUCUGCUUCCACUGAUAGACAUUCCCAUCAUUGACAUCGGCCAGCUCACUGCUCCUUCUGAAGCUGAUCAAAAGAUCCGCUCAGCUCUCAGCACACAUGGCUGCAUGAUUGUAACAAACCAUGGAGUGGAGAGUUGGUUUCUUGAUAAAUUGAGGAUGCUGUUCAAGCAAUUCGUGGCGCUGCCAGAAGAAGAGAAGCUCAAAUGGAAGAGGGAAGUUGAUGGGUUUGAAGGGUAUGGCAGUGACCCUGCCCCUAACGAUUUCCUUGCUCGCGAUUGGGGCGCCAGAUUGAGGAUCACUAUUCGUCCCGAGGAGUUCAGACAGCUGAAGUAUUGGCCUGAGAAUCCACCAGAGUUCAGGGAAGUUGUGGAUGAAUACAGCAGCAAGGUGGUAACAGUGUAUGAAGUCAUCCUGAAGGCACUAGCCAGGUCAAUGAACCUGAAAGAGACCAGCUUCCUGCACAAGAUGGGAGAGCCGUGGAUAAUGUAUGCAAGAUUCAACUUCUACCCUUCUUGUCCGAGGCCAGAUCUCGUCUUCGGCCUCAAGCCACACUUCGAUUCGACGGUGCUCACCGUUCUCCUGCAGGACAAAGAACUGGAAGGCCUGCAGAUUCUGAAAGAUGGGCAGUGGUUCAGAGUUCCCAUAGUUCCAGAUGCCCUUGUCAUCAAUGUUGGGGAGCAGCUAGAGAUACUGAGCAAUGGAGAGUUCAAGAGCUUGUACCACAGGGGAAUGGUGGAUUCAGAAAGGGAGAGAGUUUCUCUGGCUGUGCUCUCUCUUUCUAACCCGCAAUCGGGAGUCGAACCGAUUGAGGAGCUGGUGAAUGAAGAGAGGCCAUCGUUGUACAGGAAGGUGAUAUAUGAAGAAACCACUCAUUUCGAUUACUAUAAGAGUGGGAGGACACUCAUCGACGAUGCCAGAGUUUGAAGUUCUCUUGGAUAAAGUCUGGAACUUUUUCACUUUUAAAAUUUGCCCUGUUCCAGAUUUCAACCUCUGGAAUCUGAAGUUUGUGUUCUGCUCCAUGUAUGUGAAAAAAUAAAGCCUUCUGGAGGCAAGUUCCAGCUUCUAGUGUCUGGAAGCUGAAGUUUAUGUUAUGCGCCAUGUAUCAGAGAAAAUAAAGACUUCUGUCGAACCCAAAAUCUGAGUUCUGGUUCUAACAAAUCUUUUGAACGUCUGAAUGAAUGAAAGAAAGAAUGAAAACCGGAGAAUUCGAUGCACUGCAACCAAGUAGUUGAUCUCGAAGGAGGCCAUACCGUUCUUCCGCAAUUCGAUACCCAAGUGCAGCACUCAAGCUACAGCUACAGAAAAAGCACAGUAGCUCCUCUAUGGUACUUACUACUAACCAAUUCUCAGUAAACUAGGAGGCAAGGAAAAGUAACGGCAAAGACAGUCACGCCUCAAAUAGAAAAGAGGAAUUGGCAAGACCAAAAAGAUGUCACUGAAAAUGAGCUCGAAAGAUGAAUGAAGACACUGGGAUUAC
Molecule: messenger RNA, 2783 nt
Organism: Linum trigynum
Lineage: Eukaryota; Viridiplantae; Streptophyta; Magnoliopsida; Malpighiales; Linaceae
Source: the annotation of a GenBank genome assembly